This is a messenger RNA of Pieris macdunnoughi, 1320 nucleotides long. NCBI's taxonomy places the organism in Eukaryota, Metazoa, Arthropoda, Insecta, Lepidoptera, Pieridae. The record is from the annotation of a GenBank genome assembly.
AUGUUCAAUGUCCCAUAUCAACGAUUAAGAAGGCGACUUAGUGGUCCCUCGUCUGGAUCAGUGCGGCUACGAGCGUUUCAGAGACGACGUGCCGAACAAACUCGGCUAGAAGGGGAACGGCUAGCUCGCGAGCGUCGACAGCAGCUUAAACGUGAAAAGUACGAAAGUCAGAAACAGGCAAGAGAAGAACUGGCUUCAUACGAGCCAUGGGGUCGAGCUGGUGGAGGCGCCCCCAAUGUUCAGGGAAAUCGCUUUUCCGAUAUUCGCGCCGCAGGUAUCUACCCAGACGAUGAACUAAAGGGUAUUUCUCUACACGAGACAUGCCAACGGUGGUCAUCACCACAAAGACGGCAGCGUCGUGCACACUUACGUCUUCACGAGGACCCUCAACUUUGCUACGCCGAAAUCCUGAGACGAUCAGUAGAAAAUGACAUCAGAUACAGACAAACACCGGAACAACAGCAAGCCUAUAAACAAAUGCUAGAUGAAUUAGUUAACGAAAGACAAAAAGUUAUUAAAGAUGAGAUCAGAAAGAAUUUGGAAUAUGAACGCAAAAUGCACUCAAUCGAAGGACCUUGGGGCAAGCCAGGUCCAGGUGGCACGAUUUGGAGGAAUCCACGUAAUAUUGGAUUAAACUUUUCAAAGUCCAUGGGCUGGACAGAUAACGAAAUAUUCAACGACAUGAAAGGAGACCAUAGACGCCUAAAAAGAUCUUCACUUACUUUGCCAAACGUAAAGAGAGCUGAUGAUUAUAAAAAACUGACAUCUAAAGAGCAAAGUGACAAGUUGCCAAAUAUCAAUCUGUCAAAUCGUUCCCAAGAGGAACGAAUUGAGCGGGAAAAGGAGCUAAUACAAUGCUAUGGUAAAAAGAAAAAGAAAUUAGUGAAAAGACUACCAAACGUCGAUCGGUUACCGAGAGCUGAGGAUAAAAAUGUGAAGUUGACACCUGAAGAAACAAUUUUGCGUUUGACCGGUGGCAUAGAAUUAGUGCCGCUUUUGGCGCGACGAAGACGAGUGGGCGCCCGAACUCUGCCCUCGAGUGACGUCACGCGACCUCCGGAGGAGAAAUGCCAAUGGCGUGAAAUAUCGACGGAUGAUUAUUUGAGGCAAUUAAAGCAACAAAUGCGAGUGAAAUGUUUACAGAAGGAAGAGAAUCGACGUAACUCAGCGGAGAGCGUGAAACAGCAUCAUGCUACUUGGGCAUCUCUAUGGGGCCGUCCGGGGCAUGGGGCACCCCAACAGCGCGGUAGAUAUGCGCGGAGCAACCUUGCUCAAUUGCUGUAUGUCGCACCCUUCAAUGACUACAUAGAAAACGUAUAA